UUCAACUUCAGACCAAGAGCUGCUAGGCUGGGCUUGCAAGCAAGAGAAGGAACUUUAUUGCUUUCUGGCUUAGCCACCACUUGCCACGCCACACGGUGCUUAGUUACAAGGUAUAAACAAAGCAGCAGAAGGAGAAGAAAGAGAGAGAGAGAAAAAAAGCAAAAGACAGAAAGAGAAAGAAAGAGAGCAAGGCAGAAGCCAAGAAACAGAAGUCCCAAAUAUGACUACUGUGAAGUUUGCAACUAUGAAGAUCUAAACCAACAGUACUGGACAAAAAUACAGAAGAUUUCAGACCAUUCUGGAUGCAGCAUCUGUCCAACUUGUACAGCAGCCAUGAGCAGUUCCUGUGUGACACUGGCCGAGGUCCUGUGGGCAAAAGGAAGCCCUUUGGAAGAAGAAGAUAUAUGGGCACUCUUGUACCUUGCCACAGUGCAGCUUCUGGAAGACAUUCACAAAGACCCUUCCAUCUGUGUGCUUUGUCCAUGGUCUGUACUACUGUCUGCUGAAGGAAAUUUGUCCUUCCAAAACAAUGCAUCUCAGACAGAAGCUAUUCCUUUCAGUGCACCAGAACUGCUUCACAGGCAGAACAAAAACCAGCGCAUCGGACUAACCAAGAUGUUGGUGUAUUCCCUAGGAAUGACCCUCUACUGGUCAGCAGACUAUCAGGUUCCUCCAAACCAGUCCCUCCAGCUAAGUGACCAACUCCACAGUCUCUUGCUGACGUUAUGUGAAGAUCUGCCACAUAAAAGACUUUCUCCUGAAUCAAUUCUGGAAGCGUGUGAGGCACAUCAGAAGGAAUCUUCUUCCUUACCAGUAAAUGUCUACAUAAAGAAAAUGGUCCAGUUUGUGGUGGGAAGUGUCAGUGAGGUAGAACGGGUAGCCGCCGAAGACAGCACAGCCUCUCAGCUUAACAGAAGUCAUGUCAUAAGGAGAAGACUACAUGAGAAAAUCCCGGACGCUUCACCACUGUCCUCCCAGAUGAAUCUUCACCGAGACAAUGGGUCCAGAUUAAUGAAUUAUAGCCAGUCAGCAGAAGAUUACAGACAACUGUCGGUGGACUACAGUGACUCUAACAGUAUUUCAGAAAGUACAUCUUUGAUACUAUCUAACCGAGGACACAGGAAAGGGAGAGUUACGCAGACACACAGGUCAUGGGACCCCACCCUUAGUGAAUCAAGGACACAAAGCAGCUACAAGCUCUUCAUAAACAGGUCGGUCAGUGCUGUAGAAGAAAUCCCUGGUGGAGCUCACAAGAACAGCAGGCACAAUCUGCUGAGUUUAGGUUCCACAUUCUCCGUGUCUACAAAGGAUUACACAGCAGCUGCUGCAUCACAGAAAUGUUUGUUCCAAAGGAAGGAAAAGUUUUCAGGCCCAGAAUUUAUUAUUCUGUCUAGUGAACCACCAGUGACCUUACAGCUGCCUGGAUCAAUUGUGACUAAAAAAGGAAAAUCCUAUUUGUCCCAAAGGGAUCUCAAUGUGAUUCUACUCAACGGGCAGUGCCUUGAGGUGCAAUGUGACAUCAAGUCCAAGGCAAGAGAUGUUUUCAAUACUGUGGUGGCAUACGCAAACUUGGUGGAACAUUUCUACUUUGGCUUGGCAUACCUGAAAGGUAAAGAGUUUUUCUUUUUGGAUGAUGAUACCAAGCUCUACAAAGUGGCUCCAGAAGGCUGGAAUGACCAACCCAAGAAGAAAACCUCCAUCAUUAACUUCACCCUCUUUUUAAGGAUAAAAUUCUUUGUCAACCACUUUAAUAUCAUCCAGCACGGCUUGACAAGACAUCAGUUUUACCUGCAGCUUCGUAAAGAUAUUUUGGAGGAGCGAUUAUACUGCAGUGAUGAGACUGCCCUGAAACUCGGCGCAUUGGCCUUACAGGCAGAGCUUGGCAAUUAUGCUUCUGAGGUACAUGGAAAGAGCUAUUUUCGUGUUGAAGACUACAUUCCAGCAAGCCGAAUAGAGAAAAUGACCCUGGCCUAUGUACAGCGAGAGCUUGCUAAACUACACCGUAUGAAUCACUCUCUAUUUGAGGAUGAAGCUGAACUAGAAUUUUUGAAGGUGACUCAGCAGCUUCCUGAAUAUGGAGUGCUAUUCUAUCGUGUGUCCCAAGAGAAGAAAGGAGCAGGAGGGGAUAUCAUCCUGGGAAUCUGUGCCAAAGGCAUCAUUGUAUAUGAGGUCAAAAAUCACACAAGAAUUGCCAGUUUAAGAUUCCAGUGGCGUGAAACAGAAAGAAUUUCAGCUCAUCGAAAAAAAUUCAUGAUUGAAAGUAGCUUCAGUGGCAAGAAACACACAUUCAUUACUGAUACAGCAAAGACAUGUAAAUAUCUACUGGACCUCUGCUCAGCCCAACACAAAUUCAAUGCACAGAUGAACUCGAGGCAACUUCAUCAAACUUCAUCAGAUGAAAGUAAAUUUAUGGAAAUAGACAAAUCAAACUCUGCAUAUGCAGCUCAGCAUGAACACCUUGCCCUGAUUCAGAGACUGUCUCGUUCAGAGAAUGUGCUGUAUGGGGCAAACCUGGAAAACCUUUCUGCUGGGAUGAUGAGCAAGUCUUGUGAUAACCUCAGUGUGGAAACCGGCAACAGGACUAGAGACAAAAGCAAUCUUGCCAGAUCCACAUCAGGGCUAUCUCAGUCAGAAAUGCACAUCAAUUUGAAUGGAAAGCAAAGGAGUUAUGACUACCUUUCUAUCCACUCAACUCAGAACACAGUCAGUGCACCUGGAUCACCAGCCAUCCAAAAAGAAGUUUUACUAAGCGGUCUAGAGAGAGAAAUCAUUUGUGUUGGCCUAAAACGUGACCCUAAGAAUGGCUUUGGUUUUGUAAUUAUUGGAGGAGAAAAUGUAGGAAAAUUAGACCUCGGUAUCUUUAUCGCUUCAAUUAUCCCUGGGGGACCUGCAGACAGAGCUGGAAAUAUCAAACCAGGGGGACGACUCAUUUCUGUGAAUAAUAUUAGUCUCGAAGGUGUUUCGUUCAAUACUGCAGUUAAAAUUAUACAGAAUUCUCCUGAUGAAGUGGAGCUGAUCAUCUCUCAACCCAAAGACAUAUACGAAGAAGGAUUAAAUGAAGAAAAGAGUCUAUCAAGGGGAAACAGCACUAGUGGAUCUGAAAUCUCUUGUGUAGACAGUGGCAGAAAAAAGAUUCAAGAUUGUCAUACAGCUCUCCCCAAAGAAAAGGACCCAAAUAUAGACGAACUUGAGAAGGCUCUUUCCUGGAGUUUAGCACCAAAAUUGGGCCCCAGGAUUCCAGUUCUUUCAUCUGAUAGUCCGGAUGUGGAGGAAGCUGAUUCUUCACACUUACCACAUCCAGCUGAAACCGUCUCCAAUGAAAUCUAUACCGUGGAGCUUGUUAAAGAAGAUGGGACUUUUGGAAUCAGUGUGACUGGUGGAAUUAACACUAGUGUGCCUCUUGGUGGGAUAUAUGUGAAGUCAAUCAUUCCCAGGGGACCAGCAGAUAAAGACGGACAAAUAAAGAUAGGUGAUCGUCUGCUGGAAGUAGAUGGAAUCAGCCUCUGUGGCCUCACUCACAAGCAGGCUGUGGAAAACCUUAAGAAAUCUGGCCAGAUUGCCAAGCUGGUUCUAGAAAGGGGACACCACCCACCGGAAGAGCAAUGCCUGAGUGCUAAUGACAGAAAGGAAGACCAAUGUGCAGUUGUUUCUGUAGCAACAUCCUUCACAGAUGGUACCAAGGACUACUGCUUUGUGACAGAUGACAAUAUAUUUGAAGUCAAAUUGACAAAGAAUUCUGGAGGCCUUGGCUUUAGUGUUCUGCAAAUGGAAGGAGAUGGUUGUGAACACCUCGGAAGAGCUAUUGUCAGGAUCAAAAGACUGUUUCCAGGGCAGCCAGCUGAAGCGAAUGGAGAAAUUGAAGUUGGAGACAUCAUUUUAGCUGUGAAUGGGACACCUACUCAAGGACUCUUGUAUCAGGAUGUCCUGCACUUGUUGAGAGGAGCUCCACCAGAAGUCACCCUACUUCUCUGCAGACCACCAAAAGGUGUUCUUCCAGAAAUAGAGCAGAGUGUCCUGACUCCAGCACCAUCUCCAGUUAAGGAGUUUCUGGCAGAGAUGCCAGGCAGUCCAGAGGUAGGAAAUAGUUCGGACCAGUCUACCAGUGAUGGAGGUAGCACCUCUCCAGACCUUGAAGAUUGUUUGGAUUCUCCAGUGGUAGCAGAUUUCAGUGAGCCUCCAGAACAAGACAGCUCAACUUACGAAGAGCAAGAAGCAGAGUCUCAAGAUACACCUCCUAGGGAAAGUUCCUAUAAGGACCUUUGGAAAUUUCAUCAAGAAGCUGCCAGUUCUGAAGUGUUCCACUCCCUGGAGGAAGAAGUGAAGCAGAACUGCUACUCACCAUGUGAACUUGGAUGUGCUGAAAGCCCUGUAUUUAAUAAGGGUGAUGAUGACGUGUCAAACAGAAACUGUAUGCCUGAAAUUCUCUCUCUAACCCCUAUUGAUGAAGAGCAUCUCGCCAUCAGCUCAACAUCUGUGACCUCACUUUCACGUGGAGGAAGCUCUGAGACAUUCUCCACAGCCUUGGUGACACCACAGCCACGUGUUUGUGGCCCUUUCUCCUCAUCCCUGCCUGCUAGAGAGACACAUGGCAGUGACAAUGAAUGGGAAGACGUGGAGGAACCCGAGGAAGAGAAGGACAAAAAGGAGGAUUGCACUAGGGAAAUGGAGGUCUUUGUGACUUUGACAAGGUCAGAGAACAAUGGUUACGGAUUCUCAGUGGUUCUUAACAAAGUGGACAACUGUCUGUAUGUUGAUGAAAUCUUGCAUGAGCCUGCCCUGUCUGAUGGAAGGCUGAGAAGGGGAGACAGAAUCAUUAUGGUGAAUGGAAUCGAUGUCACAUCUUUACCAUGCAAUGAAGCUCUGACUUUACUGCACAACUCUCCUCCUGACCUGCACCUUGUGGUUGGCCGUGCUGGCAGCGAUCCAUGUCCUGCUGUUAGGCCAGAUGACAUUCCUGAAAUUACUCUCACAAAAGGUGCCAAUGGACAGCUAGGCUUGAAGCUGACAGGAGGAGCUGGAAGCAAGUUACAAGGUAUUUAUGUGCUAGAGAUAGUGCCUGGCUCCCCUGCCAGUGUGGAAGGCAGUCUGCAGCCACGAGAUCAGAUUCUGUACAUCUGUGGGCUGUGGACUGAGGGCAUCAGCCUGGAUGAUGCGGUGAGAGUGUGUGAAGCUGCCACCCAGAAUGUCCAAAUCAAAGCAACAAGAAAUGGCAAUCCAGUGGUUCCUAUAGAGCAAGAAAAUAGGCCACCUGCUGAGACAGAAAAAGCCAGUAUUUCUCUCUCAAAUGAAAACCUGAACUCCCAAGAACAGCAACUACCACAUCAACACGAGAAACAUCUGAAGGAAACAAACUGUGGUACUCAGCAAAGCACUCCCGAGCCUCCAGAAUGCAAGGACUUCAUUAUUAAGAUUGAAUUGGAAAAAGCAGAAAAUGGAAGCCUAGGAUUUGCACUGGUAGGCGGUAGAAACGGCAGGGCUAUCCUAAUAAAGGCCAUCAGCCCAGACAGCAUUGCAGAUCUGGAUGGGAGGCUUCAAGUUGGUGACAUCUUACUUAAGGUGAAUGACACUUCAGUGUCUGGUCUACCACGCCAAACAGUUAUAGAUUUGCUGCGCAAGGCUCGAGGCACUGUUCAACUCACCGUUUGCCGAAGCGUGGCUUCACAUGCGGCUUAUUCAGGCAACCAGAGCAACAACGUACCUUCCCCUCCAAACACAAAAGCAGAGCCCAAUGACUACAGUUCUGAGAGAAGCCUAGGAGCACAGCCUGUUUUCACUUCCAAGGAAGAAGAAUCCAGCCAGAUGUGCAGCAAGGGUCCAGAAAGCACGCGUGGUUUCCCUCUGCAAGGUCAAUUGGAUGGACAAGACUAUCAGGGUGUCCUCAGUAACACUUCAGACAGAUCACAGAAAUAUGCAGGAUGUGAAGGUUGCAGAACACAGAGGCAGCAGUCUGAGUCAGACAGCUGGAACAAUGAAGAAGAUGAUAUGCCCCACAGGACUUCCAUCCUACCUAGAAGCAGAGCCUUUGUUUCUGAAGAUGAACUGAUUCACUUAAUUAAUUUUAAACCAUCACUGACUGGAGUAUGUCCAAGGACUGGCGUUAGAGGUCUUAUUCGAAGCCUUCAGUCACGGAUUGAGAAUCAAGAGGUCUCGAAAGAGUUUAUGGCUUUAGAACAUGUGAAACCAACAGAUGACUGCAGAACUGGCAAAGCACAAGAGAACAGGGAUAAAAACAGACAUCAAGAUAUUCUUCCAUAUGAUAAGACGCGAGUUCCUUUGGGAGAAAACAAUGGCUACAUUAAUGCAAGUUAUAUUAGAAUGAAAGUUGGAGAAGAGGAACAUUUCUAUAUUAUAACCCAAGGGCCUUUGCCUUCCACCAUGGCGGAUUUCUGGCAGAUGGUUUGGGAGAAUGAGUCAGAUGUGAUUGCCAUGAUGACGAAAGAAGUGGAGCUAGGAAAAGUGAAAUGUCAUCGAUACUGGCCUGAACCUCCACAUGACUCCAUAGACUUGGCUAACUUCCAUCUUAGGCUAGACAGUUACCAGAUUCUGGAAUACUUCAUAGUUAGAAUAAUAGAAAUGAUCAACAAGCAGACAGAAGAAAAGCGAAUUAUAAGGCAUUUGCAGUUUACCACUUGGCCAGACCACAGUACUCCCAAACUGGCUGAGCAGCUUGUAAAAUUUAUCUGCUACAUGAGAAAAACUCACAGGACAGGACCUAUUGUUGCUCACUGUAGUACUGGGAUUGGAAGAAGUGGAGUUUUGCUGUGUGUUGAAAUUCUGCUGAGCUAUAUAGAAAAAGAUCUAUGUUUCAACAUUAAGCACAUAGUGAGAGAUUUGAGAGACCAGCGUUUUGGCAUGAUCCAAACUAAGGAUCAGUAUCUAUUCUGUUAUGAAUUUGUUUUGGAAGUCCUUCAGAAACUUCAAGCAACGGAUUCCUACUGACUGCAACAUGUCUCUUCGCUGUUGUUAUCCCCCUUGGACCUCAGGGGCCACUCAGCAAUUGCUUUAAAGGGAUGUCAAGCCAGCACAGACAAGUGUUAUACAACAUGCUCUGUCAGAUGGUUCAGAUUUCUAAGAAAUUUUAAAAUCUUGCUUAACAUCCCCUUGGUAAGUCAUUUAAAUCUCGGCGUACAGUUUGGAGAAACAGCAAGCCACAAGUGCAACACUGCUGUUAAAUUGUCAUGGACGCUGUGUGUGUUCUGUUGAAUAAUAUAUUAAUUAUUAGGACGAUAUUUUUGUACUGUGACAACAGGGUAGCAGCAGUUGUAAGUAGCUUUACUAUUUAGAGGCCAACUAAAGAGAUCUAAGACUCUGCUGGUGUUGCUGGAAGAUUAGUUGUCCCUUACAUACAGUUGUGCACUCUUGGCUUCUGGACAGCAAAUCAGUAUUUUUUGUAAUCGUGUUUUUGUGUGGAAGGACGCAGUUUGGUUACCUGUGGUUGCUUGAACAAUGUGGAACCGUUUCCAGUCAUCACUCCAGCACAGAAAUUUAUACCACCAUCACUGGACAUCUUAAAUCAAGAAACUGACAGAAAAAUAGGAUGCCUUUAGCCCUUAGCUAUUUGUCUUUAAAGCAACAAGAGAGUUCUAAUAACUGGAUGGGAUAUUAAUAUUUUCCAGCAAUAUGAGCAGCUGUAGAUAAGGUCAGUAUUCUUCUAUUCCACACCCAUGUAAAAAAAGGAAUGUAAUACAAAACAUAAUGAAAUGACUGUGUGUGUCUUGUGGCACACAUACAUUUCAUCUUCCAUUGAACCUUUGCAUUGAUUACCUUGUAAUUCGCACCUAGGAACUGAUCAAAUCUAUGGGAAGUCCCAUUGGUUUCUUUAAAUUAAAUAACUCUCUGUACAGAUUAUUCCUCUUGUAAAAAGUGUUUUUGUUAGUGUGAGUUUGGAUUUGAGCAGAAAUCUACUGUUCAUGUUUGUAAAAUAUAGCUGUUUUCUAUGUGAGUGCUUCUAAUUCCUUUAUCUAGAAGGUGGUGUAUAUGGAAGCAGAAUUUUUAGAUGUGCAUUGGGAGAGUAACUUUAAAACACAGGAAAUUAUAACUGCACUUAUUUAACUGAAUUGUACAUAUUUUAAAACUUCCUUGAUUUCAGGAAAUAUUAAGAAGCAUUUGAUUAUAAAAUUGCAGUAGAAACAAUAAAAUAGCUGCUUAUUUUCAUUAUGGAUGAGAGAUUUAUGUUCAGAAAGAAUGAGGAAUUAAACAAAUUAAAAGUAUGGCUUUUGGAAAAAGCCAUUGUAGCACAAUUAUAAUAAAGGCCCAGAGCCAUGUUUUGCUUUCUGCCCUCAUAUAGUCUGUUGGAAGUGAGGAAAAGAUAUAAAUGGGAUUUAUGAUGUGAGCCAGAUGCUAAUUUCAAACAUACUGAUAGAGAUCCAGAGUAACUUUAAAUCAGUGGAAUAAACCUGGACCUACGUCAGCAUAAAUAUAAGCAGAAUUUAAUGUUUUGUCUUAAAUUAACUGAACUUGAGCCUUCUAAGAAGCAUUACUCUCCACACAUUCUGAAUACACUAUAUUUAUGUUGCAUAUAGAGGAUUAUUUGCACAAUUUUGUCCAGCAUCUUCAGCCAAAUUUUUAUUCAUAAUGUUGUUACCUCCAUUUGCUAUUUGGCCUUUCAUUUUGGUUUUGAUUGCUGUACAUGUACUUCUGUGCAAGAUAACACUGCACACAAAUGCACAAUUCACUUUUUGUACCACAGCAACUUUAAAAAGCUUCUCAGUAAGAAUGUUUCUGUACUUCUUGCAAAGGUGUCUUUUCUGUAGUUUAGAACAAUUCUGGAUUUAGAAGACAAUCUUUAUGGCACUCUUUGUUACUCCACAUUUGUGCAUCAUCUUUGCAGCUGUGACAGAAGUGUUUCCUGUUUUACAGGGAUAUUAAAAAGAUUUCUGAAAACAC
Molecule: messenger RNA, 8886 nt
Organism: Oxyura jamaicensis (ruddy duck)
Lineage: Eukaryota; Metazoa; Chordata; Aves; Anseriformes; Anatidae
Gene: FRMPD2
Product: FERM and PDZ domain containing 2
Exons: 47
Coding region: 334-6939 (2201 amino acids)
Biological process (GO): protein dephosphorylation
Cellular component (GO): cytoskeleton
Molecular function (GO): protein tyrosine phosphatase activity; protein binding
Source: RefSeq, a predicted model, not a curated record